Psylliodes chrysocephalus is the source of this 1493-nucleotide messenger RNA. Lineage: Eukaryota; Metazoa; Arthropoda; Insecta; Coleoptera; Chrysomelidae. The record is from the annotation of a GenBank genome assembly.
GUUGUUUUUUACAGUAUAGAAUCCAACUGAAAAAAUUUCUUCUACAAUAAAAAAAAAAGUUAAAUUUUUCAAUUAGAUCAAAAAAACAUGAAGAUCACAAUAUUUAUUGCUAUCACCGGAGCACUAAGUUUUACUGUUAUUUAUAAUUAUUGUUAUAAUUUUAUUUAUUUUGAUGGCAGGCCCGGUAUAUCGGAUGAUUUUUGUUGGGGCAAAAAAGAAAAUUGCAAAAAUGAUACAAAUAUUUAUUCAUUUAAGAUAAAUAUUCGACAGGAGGAAAUAGAUGACUUAAUUUCAAGAUUGAACAACACCAGGCAAUUUAUAUCACGAUUAGAAAAUACUCAAACCCAAUAUGGAGUUUCCGGCCAAAUUUUAGAAGUUAUACGUAAAUUUGUAAUGGAGGAAUAUAAUUUUACACAAAGACUGAUUUAUCUCAAUAAAUAUCCUCAAUUUAAGACAAAAAUUCAAGGACUGAAUAUCCAUUUUUUGCACAUAAAACCAAAAAAUAGAAGAGACUUACCCGUUAUACCUAUUUUGUUGCUACAUGGUUGGCCUAGUUCCGUACGAGAAUUUUACGAAUCUGUUCCAUCAUUCAUGUCAGAUAAUCGUCAGUAUGCCAUAGAAUUAGUCAUACCAACUCUCCCAGGAUUUGGUUAUUCAGAUGGCGCUACCAAACCGAACUGUCGUACUGCCCACAUAGCAAAUAUGCUGAAAAUCCUAAUGGACCGAUUAGGCUACAAGCGAUACGUGGUACACGGAAGUGAUUGGGGUGCAGUAGUGGCUACAAAUAUGGCUACACUCUAUCCAGAAAACGUUAUCGGAUUCCACUCAAACUUUUGUUUCUCAUUUAGAGUAGUAACUUUGAUAAAAAUUUUGCUGGCUGGGUUGUAUCCAUCCGCAGCAUUUGAUGAUAAAUAUGUAAAUAAGUUGUAUCCACUAAGCGAGUAUUUUAAAUUUCUAAUGAGUGAAGCAGCUUAUUUGCAUUUGAUGGGAACCAAGUCAGAUACAAUUGGACAUACAUUGGAUAGUACACCAAUUGGUCUAAUAUCGUUUAUGUUCGAGAAACUGUCAGUUGGAACCAAUAAAAAUAAUAUUUACUCGCCCACUGCAGGUCUGGAACACUUCGAUUUAACCAAAAUUAUGGAUAUCAUAUUGUUCUAUUAUUGGUUUCCCCAAAAGGCCGCCACUUCUUCCAGAAUUUAUUCUGAGAAUCUCAGCCUUAAUGGAUUACUUGAGGGACUACAUAACAUACCAAUUCAUCCUAGUGUACUUUGCAAAUGCGUCAUGUUUGAAAAUGAGUUUUUCUUUUUACCUGAGAAUUUUCUUCGUGACAAAUACACAAAUCUUGUUGGUUACGACAUAUAUCCAGGAAUUGGACAUUUUGCUGCUAUCGAAGCAAAUGACAUCCUUACCGAAGAUAUUAUUUCAUUUGUUGAACGAUUUUUUGUGAAAAAUUCAUAGUGAAAAUUAAAGUUUUUAAAAUAUUUGAUUAAUAC